UGGAACCGCGACAACACGUACUCGUCGCUUACGGCUACGGCACAGUGUAAGUAGACUUGCUUUCUCUGUGACUGCUUCUCGGGAUGGGGGGAAACUCGAUUCUGAUGGCCGUCUAUUCUAGCCCUCUUGGACUUUUCAACGCCUGAGCGAAUGCGCGUCCACAUCUCCUCCCUUUCCACCCCCCACUUUGCGACCAGUUAUACCCUCGGGACUGUUGGCCUCAUUGAAGGCUCUGUAUCAUAUCUAUACAGCAAUGUACCUUUUGAUAAUCUUCCAAGCAAAAGCGCCCUGAUUCCCCUCCGUAAGCUCGCACCUGGCUAUCGACAAGUCCAGUCGCCGAUUGCUCCACCGGUAGAAUGCUGGGGAUGGGACUCGAUACUUGAUGGCCAGAGUGCUACUGGCCAAAAGGCGACACUGCUCCAUGCGACACUGCACUUGCCUCCACCGACAACUCUGAACGCAUUGUUCUUGCGCCGCCUCUCCCCGACCAUGCAACUCUCACUCGCAGUGUCGUCAACGCGAGGACCACCUCUCUCCAAGUCUGCCCCCCAAGCUACCUUACUAACACAACUCUCGCACAAUACCGGGAAGUACAGCAACGAGUAUCUUUUCAGUACAGACAACUCGCUGUUUGGGUGGCGCGGUUUAUGGAACUUUGGACCCGAUCCUCGUUCCCCCGGCGGCAGCGCUCCGCGAUUAUCGCUCCUCUCCGCGGGCGCGGAGGCAUACUACUCUCCGGUCUCAUCGCUAAUUGGCAUGUCCACCGGGUUGAGGUUCAGCACGUUGCCGGCCGCCACGGACCCGACAUCCUCUACUACAUCCUCAACAAACAAUGCUAGCACACCGAUAUCCACCUUCCCCUACACCCUAACGCUCACCCUAACCCCGUUGACCGGCUCUUUAUCCACUAGCUAUUCUCUCCGCGCAUCGCCCAACCUCUCCUUCAGCUCGCGAUUCGGGUUCAACGUCUACAGCUGGGAGAGCGAAAUGGUUGCAGGAUGCGAAGUCUGGCGACAGUCUAGAAAACCCAUCCGCACGACUGUAGUUGAAGACGACGGUCUCGAAUGGGCCCGGCGCAAAAUGCGCGAGGACAGCCCGUCUGCCUUCCCGGCACGACCGCCAACUUCACCACCCAAGCACGAGCCGGCUACAUGCCCCGAAGCAGAUGCGGCCAGUGAAUCAGUGCUCAAGAUCCGCGUCGAUCAGUCUUGGAAUGUUCGACUUCUCUGGGAAGGUCGAGUCAAGGAACUCCUUGUGAGUGCUGGGGUUGGGCUGGGCCCAAGCUCGUUUUCAUCUUCGUCGUCGUGGUCUUCGGCUGGGGGGCAGAGCGGCGGCGGGGGGACCUCGUACUGGCGGGGUGUUGGGGUUUCGGUAUCUUAUUCGUCAUGAACCCGAUACCUAUCUGUUCAUACAUAAAAAGGUAUAAUUCAAACCCGAUAUAUGAUAUAUACAUAUAUUUUCUACAAUCUUAACAGCGCAACCUCAUUGAUAAUUUAGAUGGCGGAGUGUAUAUUCCAUUGUGUAAGGGAUCUACGCUUCCUCGUCUAUCUCAUCUAUCUCGUCUCUUCUGGAUUGGGAAAGUUGGAAGUUGGUAUUUUUAUAGACGAUAUGAGCCUCGAUAGUAUUCGAGGCUGAUUGCAUUUAGCUUUUCAGGAUAUAUUAGAUGAAGCCACCUAAAUCAUGGACGUUUUCAUGGUCGGACGUCCGCUGGUGCCAUUAAAGACACUCUAGCUAUAUUUGAUGUCUGAGUUUCGCCGCAAAGAGAGUUGCAUCAGGCUGUUGCCGUCAGGCGAUCGGGACCUAGCAUCUUUACAGACGGGCGUUGAUAAUAUCAACGA
This is a messenger RNA of Aspergillus ochraceoroseus IBT 24754, 1838 nucleotides long. RefSeq lists its product as uncharacterized. Bases 490 to 1389 code for a protein of 299 amino acids. The transcript has a single exon. Gene Ontology annotation, cellular component: ERMES complex; SAM complex. The record is from RefSeq and is a predicted model, not a curated record. Lineage: Eukaryota; Fungi; Ascomycota; Eurotiomycetes; Eurotiales; Aspergillaceae. Gene Ontology annotation, biological process: protein insertion into mitochondrial outer membrane; establishment of mitochondrion localization; mitochondrial outer membrane translocase complex assembly.